This is a messenger RNA of Scophthalmus maximus (turbot), 2211 nucleotides long. RefSeq names its product NSFL1 (p97) cofactor (p47) (gene nsfl1c). The transcript is spliced from 9 exons. The record is from RefSeq and is a predicted model, not a curated record. Gene Ontology annotation, cellular component: cytosol; nucleus. Gene Ontology annotation, molecular function: ubiquitin binding. The coding region runs from base 57 to 1181 and encodes 374 amino acids. Gene Ontology annotation, biological process: proteasome-mediated ubiquitin-dependent protein catabolic process; membrane fusion; nuclear membrane reassembly. NCBI's taxonomy places the organism in Eukaryota, Metazoa, Chordata, Actinopteri, Pleuronectiformes, Scophthalmidae.
UCUGCUGCGUGUUUCCCCAGGUGGAGGCGGACGAGUCGAAGAAGGAGCAAAUCAAAAUGGCGAGCCAAGAGGAGUCCGUGAGGGAGUUCGUCGCCGUUACUGAUGUGGACGAAGAGAGGGCCCGGUUUUUCCUGGAGUCUGCCGGCUGGAACUUGCAGCUCGCACUCGCAAGUUUCUUUGAGGAUGGAGCCGAUGACGACAUAGUGACGCUCCCUCAACCUGAGGGAGGCUCCUCGGUGUCCCGGUCUGCAGGGCCAAGUACACAGCCCAGAGUGACCUCUUUCAGAGAUCUGGUGCAUGAGGCUGAGGAGGAGAGUGAUGAGGAAGAAGGUCAAAGGUUUUUUGCAGGGGGAUCAGAGCGCAGCGGGCAGCAGAUCGUUGGGCCUCCCAAGAAGAAGAGCUCCAAUGAAGUGGUGGAGGAUCUGUUUAAGGGAGCCAGAGAACAUGGAGCGGUACCUCUGGACCGUAGCGGGAGAGGGCCAGGGGAGCCUAGUAAAGCCAGGGCCUUUGUGGGUGGAGGUUACAGGCUAGGAGCUGCUCCUGAGGAGGAGUCAACCUAUGUGACUGGAGAGAGACGAGCUGCUAACAGCCAACAAGAUGUACACGUGGUGCUUAAACUGUGGAAGACGGGUUUCAGUCUGGAUAAUGGUGACCUCAGAAACUACAGCGAUCCUGGAAAUGCCAACUUCCUUGAGGCAAUCAGAAGGGGGGAGAUCCCCCUGGAGUUGAGGCAGCGGUCUCGAGGGGGGCAGGUCAACCUGGACAUGGAGGACCACAGAGACGAGGACUUCUCCAAACCCAAGUUCGCCUUCAAGGCCUUUGGAGGUGAAGGACAGAAGCUGGGAAGUGCUACCCCAGAGUUGGUCACAGCUCCGGCCACCUCCCAGCAGGACCAGGCUACCAACGAAGCCCAAGCCACCACUUCGGUGAACCUCGACUCCUCCCAGCCUGUCACUAACAUUCAGAUCCGACUGGCUGACGGUGGCAAGCUGGUCCAAAAGUUCAACCAUACCCACAGAGUGUCUGACGUGCGCCAGUUUGUGGUCGCAGCCCGGCCCACCAUGGCCGCCAGAGAGUUUGUUCUCAUGACCACCUUCCCCAACAAGGAGCUGUCAGAUGAGACUGAAACGCUGCAGCAGGCCAACCUCCUCAACGCCGUCAUCGUCCAGCGGCUAAAGUGAGGUUGGACGAGUGUAAGGUCAAUCCCUGCUGGUGUGGCUGAGUACUGCAGCCACGGAAACCUGCUGCCCCUUCUGAGGGAGGAGAAAAAACAGACUUAUGUAUGGACUUCUAAAUUCUGAUUUUGUUUUUUGUUUUUCUAAAGUCAAAAUGUAACCUUCUGCUCCCCCCACCACCACCACUAUCACCCUCCACCCCUGUGACGGGCAGUAAAUGACAGGGGGAACCUUAAAAACCUUCCAAAACAGAGCCGAGAGCUUUGAGAAGUUCUGGAAAGCUGCCGAUGCUGUUGCUGAUUUUGGUUGUGACGGGGUCGUGUUCACCUGAGAGCAGCAGAUGGUUUCACCCAAAAACCCAGCAGCAGUCCAGCUUUCUAAAGAGCAGCUUGGUUUCAGUGUUCAAUAAACUCAGCUUUUUUCCCCCCCAUUAACUUGCUCCCAAGUCUUUCUGUGAACCUUCAUUUGGCCCUUCAUCUGUAUUUUCUCUCAGGGGCUGGAGCCCUCACCAAUUCCCAGUUAGUUCCCAGAACAACAUCAUUAGGAUCACCACUAGUCUUACUAAGUUAAAAGUUAAUGUCAAUAGUGUGGUUUUGUAAAUGUUUCCUUUUCUCUCCACACGCUCGUCUUGGAGAGAGAAGUGCAACAAUGUCACAAAACAUUCAGGGGAUUUUUUUUCUCCUCCAAACAUACCAGUAGCCUUACUCUCCUUUAUUCACAUCCACAGACACAUUUGUCCCUUUAUUCAGAUCAAGGAGUUAUUUUUUUUUAAGCUGCCUUUUUUCCCCUUCUUUCUCUUUUUUCCUUUACAGAUCGUAAGAUUGUGCCAGUUACACCUUUUAAUAUUGUGUAACAUCACAGCUACACAUGGCUUUAUUGUCCAACGAAAGAACAUAUAGAUUGUAAACUCUGGUUUGUAGUAGUGGAAGUUGGAUUCCUAUGACACACUGACAUCUUCUAUGCAUCCUGGGGCAACACAGAAACAUGUUUGGACCUCUGGUAAAAUAAAUCCAUUUUAUGGUUGAUGUAUAAAGAA